AUGGAUGGUCACUCUAAAUUAUACUUUCAACUAAUAGCUGCAGUUCACUGGUUAAAUUAGGCGGAAAAAAUUUCAAUUUUAUAUUACUAAAUGAUAAUCCGUUCUUGUGACUUGAAACAUCUGUAUUAAAGAAAGCGCUGUAAAAUGUCCGAUAGGUGGUGAUAUGGUCUGCAAGAGCUGAUUGGAAUUGAGUUUUCCUUUUCGUCUGUAAAAAAACAUUUUCGAUCAAAAAACAAUAAAAAAUGGAAGAAUGAAACUGAAAUGGCAAUUUUUUUAAUUCUAAAGAAUUUAAUGCAUGGUUAUUUCAUGUUAUUUUCUAGACGGUAACUGCAUCUGUCAAAGUUAAAACUUGCUUCUCAAUCCUGAUGAUAAUUAAAGAUCAUUUUGAUAUAUUUACCAUAUUCUGAAAUUCAUUAAAAUAACUUAGAAUACAUAAUGCUUAUACAAUUCUAUUCUUAAUGACAUGGAAAGAUUUUGUCAAUCUAAUAGAUCAUCAUUUCCUCCAGUAUCUGCAGUCAGUUCUGAUCAAGGAGUUACCAUGUUACCAUUAGCAUUUUGUCCACAUGGUACUCUUGCAGGUCAUUACACUCGUUUACAACAAGGUAAUAUCCCUUGGUGGAAAGCAUGGACCAAAAAAUAUGUUGUUUUAUGUUUGAUAUGUGGAGGUGCUUCUGUUCUCCUUGGAAUAAUAUUAAUUUGUAUUUAUUUUAUUUUACGAUCAUAUACAUCCUCUCUUCAAUUUUUUGAAACCAUUCCUACUUAUGUUCCUGCAGUUGUGCUCAUUGUAACUGGUAUAAUUGUUAUGUGUUUUGCAAAGAGAAAGAACAGAUAUGCCUAUUUAAUUAAACUUGCAGGAGGUUGUUGUCUAAUUUGUGCACUCCUGUGUGUGGUAAUCACUGUUACAACAACUGUAGUUCAUAUGAACAGACUGCAGACUUUACAUGAAUGUGUUUAUAAUCCAAAUGUUAAAACGUGCAUGUGUGUUUCUGCUACGGUUGAUCCAAAUACUCAAGAUGGUGCUCAUCGUUUCAUUUUCAAUAAUACUCCUAGCUGUGAAGUGGUGCAUGGAAGUUUGUAUGCAUGUCUUAGAGCAUUAUUUGGAUUAUCUGUGACUGGAAUUUUAGUGUGUAUAUUUUCUUCCAUGUUAGUAUAUCAAUUACUUAGUCAUGAAAAGAAAAAAUUAUAUUGGGAACAGUUGGAACUUCGUCGCAGAUUUUUAUACCGACGUCAGUCUCAUCAUACAUGUGGUUGUUAUGAAGAUUUAUAUUCUUGGCAACUUUGGGAAAUGGUCGAUUACAGACUUUUAAACCCACGUUAUUUGGCUUCGAGUCCAGUUGGAGAAGAAGAAGAAUCAAGGAAUUUAGUUACUACUCCUUCUGUUCGUGGAGUUAGUUUUGGUGGAGGAAAUCAUCAAGCAUCAGGAUGGAGUUGGUUGCCCUGGCCUUGGCAAGAUACAGUAAAUCAUAAUGUUGUGCCAAACAGGACAUCCGUUAACAAUACUCGUUAUAAUCUAAUGAGAAGACUUAUAUCUCGUAGUAUUUGGGAACAACAAACAGUAACUCCAAGUUCUAAUACUCCACAAGAAACUACAGUUCAGAAUGGUUCACCAAAUUAUCCACCAUGGCGUAAUGAUUGUAUGCAUGUAAUACAGCCUAACUUAAGAAGUGGAAAUGAUGUUUCUCAAGUACGAUUUGGUAUUCGUGCCAGAAAUUCUGCUUAUGGACGUGCAGCUGCUGGUCACAGACGCACACGAUCAAAUGAUGGUAUAUUUCAUCAUUUACACAUGAAUACAACACCCCUUUUUACUCAACCAUAUCCUGUUCAAGAUGGUUCAGGAGUGGUCUCUUGUCAUUUAAAUUAUGAAGUACCACGUUACAUGUGGGGUCCUCCACCACCAUAUUCUCAGCCAACUUCAUUAGAGAAUAUUUCAACUCUAGAAAAUGGAAAUGAUGGUCAAGAAAUUAUAGUAAACAGAGAAUGCAAUAGUAACAGAAGACUAGAUGAGCAAUUGAACAGAAUUAGUAAUAUUGAAAUAGAAUCUACAGGGACACCACUUUCCUCAAAGAGAAUGAAUUCAUUGAGAGAACAUAAAUUGAUGUGUCGCAAUUUUUCUUCAGAUGCCAUAACAAUUACAAUUGGAAACACUUCUUCAAAUAUGUGUAAUCAAAAUGAAAAUUACAAUUCAGAUGAUUGUAAAAGAGAGGAUACUUGUGUUGUUGAAGUUCAUGUUCCUUAUUUAAUUCAUAAAAGUGAUGUUGUUUUUAAUACACUGCCAGCAAGAAGUUCCAAGAAGAAGCAUCAUAAUCCGUUUAAAUCAUUAUCUAAUAUACCAUUGUGUUUCUCUAAAAAAUUGAAUGGAUUAAGAAAUGAUAAAAAUUUAAGCUGCAAUUUAGCUGUGAUUGAAAAAUGUUGUGAACUAAAGGAGGCAUUGAACCAUUCCAUCAAUUCAAAAUGCUUAAGAGAUAGAAAAAAUACAUUGUGCGAUGCAUUUUCAUUGAAAACAUUAUCUGAACAACAUCUUUGUGAAGAUAAAAGUACUAAUACAUCUAUUUCUGAAGCUUCUCCUAGUUCAUUGAGUUUCCAUCCAACAAUUGUGGAAAUACCAUCAGAUUUUAAGUCAAGUGUAAUAAUAGCAACAAGUCCAUCUACUCCAGUAACAGAAAAUAUCACAUUACCAAAUAUUAUAUAUGCUCAGUCCAUGCCAAAUUUAAGUCUUUCUAAUUCCCUUACAAUGUGUAGUGUACACAGAACUCCUUCCAGUGGCAAUACAUCCACAUCUCAAGACUUUGCUGAUUUUGAAUUGGAUGAAGAUAGUUCACCAAUUGAACUUGGUAGCCCUAUUAAAGACUUUUCUCAGUUUUCAGAUGGGACAGGCCAUUGUAAUGGUUCUCAAUUGCUUACUUGUGCCCAUUAUGUUGAUGGAUAUUUUGAUAGAUCAGACACUUCUAGCGAUUCUUAUGGCCCCUCCUGUGGAAUCGUAAAGUGUAUAGACGACAGACCAUUCUCUGUAAAUAAUUUACCCAGCCCAAUUCCUUCAGAUGACGGAAUGAAUGAAGACAAACAUUCAGACAUAUUUUUGUCUGAUUCUUCUAAUAAAGAAAAACUGUGUGCACCACCAAUUCAAUUUUCAAAUACUCCUAAUAAUAUAUCUCAAGGAGAAACAUUGAAAGAAUCUCCAACUAUUAUGUGUAAUGCUGGAACACAGUGUGAUUUAAAUUCGCCUAAUGAAUUAGAUUGUUUUUAUGUGGCCACAGCCAUUCGAGGAAGAAAUCUAAUUCCACUUCCACACAGUGACAAAUCAGAAAAUUUUGUAGUGACUGUAAAAGGUGUAAAUGUUUAAAUAUUUAUCAAUCAAAUGUUGUGUUUUUUGUUUAUUUAAUAGAAUUGUAUAUAAGUUAAUCUGGCAAACAAAAAUUGAUCUUGUUGACAAUUUUAUCAUCAAUUUAAUGUUUUAUUUUAUCAUCAAGAUCCUGUUUCAAGUUUUAAUAUGCUUAAAGUCAAAUCAGCUCAAAAUUUUUCAAUGAGAUAUUAAUAAUACAAAUAUUACCAUUUUGAUAUUUGUGAUUAUGAUGCAAAUUUAUAUAGAGAGAAGAUUGUAAUUCUCAAAUUAAUAUUGAACGUUAAUAAUAAUUCAGCUGGUUGACUUUAAGUAUAAAUGUAAAUUGAUUUUAUUGUUGUUAAUAUGUUCCACUUUUAAAGUGCAUUUACAAUUUUAAAAAAUGUUACAUUUCAUUUAUUAAUUGUUUUGCUUUUGUUAUUAGAUUUACCAACAUCCACAAUUUUUAAUAGUUUUUUCAGUGACAAGUGACUUUUUUAAUGUGCCAAAAUGUUUUUAAAAAGUAGCUCAGCUCCCAAUAAUACAAGCCCAGCCCAAAAUAUCUUGCAUUUUGUGAGAUAUAAAUGUAGAUCAUACCGGUAUAUUCUUUGGUAAUGAUGGAGAAUAGAGUUGACGAAUUAUCAUGAGAAUUAGUGUUUUGAAAAAAUUUUCAGAAUGGAAAAUAUACUUUCAAGGUAAUAAUUGUAAAGGUUUUUCUUACGUGCAAAUGUGCAUUGAAUUGUGUGAAAAAUAAGAUUUGAAUAAGUACAAAAUUUGUGUUGAUAUAUUACUUAAAAUGGUAUGAAUGAUAAUAAAGGAAAAAACAAUUAGU
Centruroides sculpturatus (bark scorpion) is the source of this 4148-nucleotide messenger RNA. RefSeq lists its product as uncharacterized. Lineage: Eukaryota; Metazoa; Arthropoda; Arachnida; Scorpiones; Buthidae. The record is from RefSeq and is a predicted model, not a curated record. The transcript is spliced from 8 exons. Bases 464 to 3340 code for a protein of 958 amino acids.